UAGUUACUAUACUGUUGUCUACUCAAACGUCUCAUCUCUGGCAGUUUUCUUUGACUCUCUAUUACUCAUCAAGCUAUCGAAGAACCGUUGUUCUUAGCUUGAAAUUUUUGGUAUUGUUUGAUUGAUGUUAAUGCAGUGGCAAAAUUAGCCUUCUUCUUGCUUUUGGGUAAAAUGUCCAGGCCCAUAUAUCUUAAAUCAUACAAUAACAAGUAGGUUCUCUCUCAUUAAGUCUUUUUUAAAAUGUCAGCGAACAUAUAUAAACUCAGGUAAGUUGACAAUUCCAAUUGCAUUCCGAGCAAAGAAGAAAAAUAUCAACGAUGAACUCCUCAAAUCUACAGUCUCACCCAACCGCACCACCACACCUCUUCACCUCCAUCGACAUGGGAACAAACUCCUUCAAACUCCUCAUAGUCCACGCCGACCCCUCCACCAGAUCCUUCGUCCCCGUCGAACGUCUCAAGGAGCCAGUCGUACUCUCCCGCGAAUCUCCAACCUCGAUCUCCCCUCAAUCCCAAUCCCGCGCGAUUCAAUCCCUCCGCAGAUUCAAAUCCCUCAUCCUCUCCCACAACGUCCCACUCAACCAGAUCCGCUGCGUGGCAACAGAAGCCCUCCGCCGAGCGGAGAAUCAAAAACACUUCGUUGAGACGGCGCUCGACGACGUCGGGAUACAGAUCGACGUCCUCUCCGGAGAAGAGGAAGCCAGAUUAGUUUACCUAGGCGUGCUUCAGUUUUUGCCUGUGUUCGAGAGGUCCGUGCUGUGUAUCGAUAUAGGAGGUGGAUCUACUGAGUUUGUUAUAGGUAAGCGUGGUGAGGUUAAGCUAGCUGUUUCUUUGAAGCUAGGGCAUGUGAAUUUGACGCAGAUGUGCGUUGGAUUGGUGGAGAUGAGGGAGUAUAUACGUGGUGUGAUUAAUGAGUCUAGUUUAGGGGAGAGAUUGAGAGAGUGUGAGGGGUUUGAGGUUGUUGUGGGGUCUUCCGGGACGAUUCGAGCUAUUGAGAACGCUGUUUUCAGUGGAUAUGGGAGUGAUCUGUGUCAUCUCGAGGAGGGGUAUAAGAGGGAUUGGAGAUUUGGGAGGAGAGAGCUGAGUGGUGUUGUGGAGAGGUUAUGUAGUGAAGGGGAUGAGGGAUUGAUUAGGAGGGAAGGAUUUUUCGGUAGGAGAGCAGAGUUUAUUGUUGCUGGGGCGGUUUUGUUGGAGGAGAUAUUCGAGGCUUUGGGGAUUGAGGAGAUGGAGGUGUCGGAGUAUGCGUUGGCGGAAGGUGUGAUUGCUGAUUCUUUGGGUAAAGCUUUUGGUGGAUUGUAUGAUUUGAAUGCUAAUGCGAGGUGGAGAUCAGUCAUGAGGCUUGCCACGCGGCUCAAUGGGAAGAAGCGGAUGAAUCAUGCGGUACACUGUGCUAAUAUCGCCAAGGAGAUCUUUGUAGGUUUGAGGAAGUGCAAUGACUUUAACGUCGUGUUAGAUGAUAAGGAUCUUGAGUAUCUUGAAGCUGCUUGUUUUUUGCACAAUAUCGGAAUCAUCACUGGGAAAAAAGGGUAUCAUAAGCAGUCUUAUCAUAUCAUCAAGAAUGGGGAUCAUCUCUACAGCUACACUGCUGAGGAAGUUGAGCUUAUAGCGUUGCUUACGAGAUACCAAAGAAAGAAGUUUCCUAAGCUUGAUCGUGCACCUUUUAAGAAUUUCGCUGAGAAGGCAAAGAGAAAGUUCAUUGUCAUGUGCUUGAUUACACGAUUAUCUGUUCUACUUCAACGGAGUGAGAGUAUGGAUCUCCAAGAAGUUGAAUUUCUUGAAUCUACUGAUAGCUUCAAACUUGUGCUUAAACAACAAAACCAGGAUCCUUUGGUGAUGGGCUCUCAAGAUCAAGCAGAAGAAAAAUCCGAUGCAUUACAUAUGGAGCAAGAAGUUGAGCAUUUUAAAAGGGUAAAGUUUCAUUAUGACAUAAACUUCUAUUUUCAAAUGUUUAGUUUUCUUGCAAUGAAAUGUCCAGCUAUCAGCAGGUCCCUAUAAUUGAUUUAGAAGCAGUAACAGCCAAAUUUUUGUUUUUAACUAAAAACAAAAGGAAGCCUAAAGAGUGAAAAUGACAAUAACGUUUCUCUCAUGUAAAUCGAGGAGACCUUUAAUAGCUAAACUACAUAUGUACCUUCCUUGUUUUUAUUUUUGCCUUGAACUCAGCAGCUAUUCAAGAAGGAAAUGGUAAUUGUUUUUCCUUCCUGAAAAUCAAUCAGACGGGUUUCUUAGCGCGACGGUAUUGAGCUGAAGCUUUCUCAGGUAGUCUUGAAGUGUUAAACUAUAUACUUUACUUCUCUGGAUGCGAGAAAGAGCGGAAACUCUCUCCAGUGAUAGAGAAGUUUACCCUUAUAAUUGGCCUGAGACGGUGAGCAAAGAGACGGUGAAUCUACUAACCUCUGUAAAUUUUGGUCCUAACUCUUGUAUAACCCUACAUUGAAACUUCAUCUUUAGUGUGUAUUUUUCUCUCUUCA
Molecule: messenger RNA, 2467 nt
Organism: Brassica rapa (field mustard)
Lineage: Eukaryota; Viridiplantae; Streptophyta; Magnoliopsida; Brassicales; Brassicaceae
Product: exopolyphosphatase
Molecular function (GO): pyrophosphatase activity
Source: RefSeq, a predicted model, not a curated record